UUUAUCAAUGCUCCUCAAAUAAUAAAAAAGAGAUAACUUUAUAAGAAUUAUUUGUAUCAGUUUAGUAUAUCAAAAUUUGAGAAUCUGCUACUUUCCUUUUUUUUUCUCUGGAUAAUCUAAUCUUGCUUAUAGUCAUAGCUAAGAUUGGUGAUUCAUUAGAUUUAUAUUUAGGGUUUGGUUAUCUGACACUUGUUUCUGUCUAAACUGCUAAUUUACUAUUUAUAUAAAAACAAUAUUUUUUAAAGGGAAAUCGGCCAAAAAAACACUGAACUUUGCGGGAAUUGCCAAAAGAAAUCUGGACAUAUGGGCUAGCCAAUAAAAUUCUGAACUUUUGUUGACUUUUCGGGUUUAUUAAGAAACUUACGAUUGACUGACAGAUAAACACACCGUUAACCGAGUUAACUGUUAAUUAAGCGGACGUUAAUUUUGGGUGUUAAAGUAUACGACGUCGUUUCAUCACUUUGUCUGAUUAAAGACAAACGACGUCGUUUAUAUAGCUGUGUUAUUAAAAAUAUGUGUUUCCAACGGCUCGAACUCGUGUACUCGGGUUUAAUGGUAGGGGUUUUUGCCACUGAGCUAGUGGACUUUGCAAUAGAUUUACGAACACAAUUUCUUUUAUUCUUCGAAUCCGAGUUAAAGACAAAUUAAUGAAACGACGCGUUUUACAUUAACUUUUUUAUUAAAAAGAUGGGGUUCCAUCGACUCGAACUCGUGCACUCGGGUUUAAUGGUAGGGGUUUUUGCCACUGAGCUAGUGGACUUUGCAAUGGAUAUACGAACACAGUUUCUUUUAUUCUCUUUGAAUCCGAGUUAAAUGAAUCUAAAAGAAACGACAGCGUUUUCUCCUCCGAUUGGUAUAAACCCUAAAUGGGCGAAAUCAUAAAUCCAGUUCGCGAUUCAAGCUCGAUUCUCUUCGAUCUCGUCCUUAAGAAUCUCGAUUCUCAUCUCUCCUUCUUCGAGUAUCGCAUGAUGAGUUCGGGUUGUGAGGAUUCGUCUGUGAAUACGAUAAGAAUUCGUGGUAUCCCGGAGCAAUGCGGCUGUGGUCGAAGAACUGGGAUAUACACAUCAAAAACGAAGGUCAAUCCAAGAAGAACUUUCUUUAGAUGCCCAACGUUUCAAAAUGAUCACUUGUAUAAAUGGGUAGAUGAAGCUGUCUACGAAGAGGUUCAAGAUGCAUUGCCAAAAGUUGAGUGCUUUGCAUCAGAUGUUAUGAAAAUUAAAAUGGAGAUCGAAAGCAUGAAAACCGUGGAGGAAGAGUUGAAAGAAGAUGUCAGGAAGGCGAGCAAUGAACUUAAGAAGUUGAAUGUGAUCAUGAAAGUGGGUUUUUCGGUGGUUUGUUUAGGCGUUGUGAUAUGUCUUGUGUUGAUCAUGUUUGACAAAGCAGAUGGGUUGUCUAUGAAUAGCUACUAG
Brassica napus (rape) is the source of this 1409-nucleotide messenger RNA. RefSeq lists its product as uncharacterized. The transcript is spliced from 2 exons. Bases 867 to 1409 code for a protein of 180 amino acids. Lineage: Eukaryota; Viridiplantae; Streptophyta; Magnoliopsida; Brassicales; Brassicaceae. The record is from RefSeq and is a predicted model, not a curated record. Gene Ontology annotation, molecular function: zinc ion binding.